UUGCUUAUUCCAAACUGGGCUUUAGCCUUUACAUCUAUAAAUUCCCAUCCCUUUGAAUCUUUUUAUCUUUUCUCAUCAAUUCAACCCAAUCCCCUCUUUCUUGUUGAUUCAUAAUUGUCCGUCCGUCCGUCGAAUCUGUGAUUGUUUCAGUUGCACUUGAAAAAAACAAACAAUUUUUUCUCCGUCAGCCGUUUCAUUUUCACAGAGAUUAGUCAAAUUCUGAAGCGUUCUUGAGACCCAUUUUGAAGAUCUGGUGUUUUGUUCUUAGUUUCUUAGUAUAUGGACUAUGAACUUUUAGACAGCAGUGGUUAUUCCGCAAAGGGUUGUAUUGUGUAGAUUUGUGUUAAGCUCCGCUGGAUUACUCUCUGAAAAUUAAGGACAAAGAAACUAGGGCUCGGUACUGAUGAUGAUCUGCCUCUAUCACAAUAUAAUAGAGCCCCUGCAGGAAGCAUUAUCGCUGGAAACGGAAGGUCUAGCAUAAGUUCAGCCCCAUACCAAAGGAUGUAUGUUGAUAUGGAAGCCCAAAUUCACAACCUUGAGCAGGAAGCAUACGGUGCAAUCCUUCGAGCUUUCAAAGCACAGUCUGAUGCUCUUACAUGGGAAAAGGAAAGCUUGAUAACAGAACUCAGGAAAGAGCUAAGAGUAUCAGAUGAUGAGCACAGAGACCUACUAACCAAGGUCAAUGCAGAUAACCUCAUUCAUAGGAUCAGGGAAUGGAGAAAGAAUAUGGGAAACCAACCUGUUCAUGAACAACUCCCUAGUCCAACGGUUUCUGGAUCAAGAAAGAGGCCUAAAGUGUCACAGUCUGUGAUAAUGCCAUUUGGUGCCACAUCCGAGUCAUUGCACCAUCAGACAAUUGGUGCAAGCACACAACCUACAACUCCAGGCGCAAAAUGGGGAGUAGCACCAGGAAAUGGAGGAUUGAGGUCUAGACCUGGUCAACCAGUUUUCUCCUCAAAGCCCAUUCAUUAUCAACAGGCUGGUCCUGGUUCUUCAGGUGCUCUUCGUUCAGGUGAACUUGCUGAAAGACCAGGUGACUCCUUCCUUGGGAGAAGAGUGAUGACUAGGUGGCCAGAUGACAACAACUUCUAUGAGGCCAUUAUAACUAAAUACAACGCUGUCGAUGGUCGGCAUGCUUUGGUGUAUGAUAUUGCUACACCAAAUGAGACCUGGGAAUGGGUUGAUCUCAAAGAGAUUCCCUCCAAUGAUAUUCGAUGGGUAGGUGAUGACCCUGGAAUUUCUCAAGUUGGUGGAGGUGGUGGGCCAGGCUAUGGAGUUAAUACUCUAAGUGCGGGAAGAGGGAGGAGAUUUGCUAGGCAACAAUUUGAGAAUGAUGUUCACGCAUCACAAAACGGAAUUGUACAGAAGACUCCAGAUGAAAUUGAGAUACUACACACAGAAACGUUGUUAAAGAAGGUUGAGAAGGUUAUAGAUGCAAGUCACCCUGAUCUGCUUGAGAUUGAAAAGGCUAAGAAAAUGCUCAAGGAACAUGAACAAGCUCUAGUUGAUGUGAUUGCCAAGCUUGCGGAUGUUUGUGACAGUGGAAGUGGUGGGGAGCAGCCCUCCUUUCCUAUAAAUUAUCCACAUGGGAGCAAUCAUGAUGGUGACGAUAUGGAGCCUGAGACAAGGGGAAGAUCUCUAGCUAACGAAACAGCAAGAGGUCAAGGCGCACCGGAAAAUCAGCAAGAUGAGGAUGUCAUCGUUAUUUAGUUCAAUUUCCUUCUCAUAACAGCAACAUUUGUACUGUCUGUGUAGGAUUCUGGAGCUACUAAACUUCGUAUUUCAGCUUGAUUUUAUGGUAGAAAUGGAUUCAAGUGCCAUAGUUGCAUUUGUUAAUCUUGUAAGACGAUGUAGAGUUCUCUUUGUAUGUUCUAUUUCAGUAACUUUUAGCCGUGCUGCUACAAUGGACUCCUUCCUCCACUGAAUAAAGCUGUUUCUGUUUUAUUUUCCUUUCC
Messenger RNA from Nicotiana attenuata, 1955 nucleotides. RefSeq names its product protein EMSY-LIKE 3-like. NCBI's taxonomy places the organism in Eukaryota, Viridiplantae, Streptophyta, Magnoliopsida, Solanales, Solanaceae. The record is from RefSeq and is a predicted model, not a curated record. The transcript is spliced from 10 exons. The coding region runs from base 502 to 1710 and encodes 402 amino acids. Gene Ontology annotation, biological process: defense response to fungus.